AUGAACAGGCUGACGGCCAGGGUGGUCCCCUCCCUGUCUACUCUGCCAGACGGGCAGAGAUGUGAGGGACCUGAAGCUGGCAUUUCCAUGGCGGAGGGCGCGGCUCAUCACGCAGGGAGCUGCUGCCCUCGAUGGCCACUGCAGGUGAUGCGGCGGGUGGCAUGGGGUCUGCUGUUGGGGCCCUCGGUGGCCCUGUCCUGGGUCGGCUGCACACGGAGCGCCAGGGCAGCCUUGCAGAGAUGGCACGCGCCCUUCUUCAUCACCUGCUUCUGCUGUGCGGGGAACUUGCUGCUCUUCCCACUCUACUAUCUGGGCCAGCUUGUAGGCGUGGAGAAGAGGCAGAGCCCCACAGCAUCCUUCAGGCAGUGCAGCGCUUUCCUGGGGGAGGAGGGUGUGAACCUGCGUGCGAUGCUCCGGACUGGGGCCCCCUUCUCCGUGCUCUGGAGCCUCUCCUGCUAUUUGUACCUGCUGGCUCUCCGCCGCAUCUCCGCCAGCGAUGCCAGUGCCAUCCUGUGCUGCAGCCGCGCCUUCACCUUCCUGCUCUCCUGGAUCGGCCUAAGGGACACCUUCAUGGGAGUGAGAAUAGUAGGGACAAUCCUCUCCGUCACCGGAAUUGUCAUGAUGGCCUAUGCGGAUGGUUUCCAUGGCGACUCCAUCACGGGCGUGGCCCUGGCGGUGGGGUCUGCGUGUGCCUCAGCUCUCUUCAAGGUUCUCCUUAGGAGGCGUGUGGGGGAGGAGCAGCCAGGGGGCGCCAGCGUGCUGCUGUCCUGCGUGGGGCUGUGCGGCGCCUGCCUGCAGUCCUGGCUCUGCGGGCUGCUCUACCUGAUGGGCGUGGAGGACUGGCCAGCCACUCAGGACGCGGCCUGGGGAGAGCUGUGCCUUGCGAGCCUGCUGUCGCUCUCCUUCACUGCCGCCGUGACUCUGGGAAGGUCGCUCUCCCACCCGGCCCUCAUCGCACUCGGUAUCCUGAUGAGCAUCCCGGCCAGCACAGCCGCAGAUUUCUACCUGAGUGCAUCGCCUCAGCUCAGCCAAGUCAGACUGGCAGCAGCCAGUACCAUUGGAGUAGGGUACCUCCUGCUGCUCUUCCCUGAGAACUGGGAUGAGAGCGCCCUCCGGUGGCUCGGAGGUCUUUGGCAGGGCAGGUGGCGAGAAGAUACUGGAGAGGAGGUUGACCCAGGGACUGUGUCCCACGCUAAGGCAAAACCUGCUGGUGUGGCGGCUCCGCUGUAA
Molecule: messenger RNA, 1230 nt
Organism: Brienomyrus brachyistius
Lineage: Eukaryota; Metazoa; Chordata; Actinopteri; Osteoglossiformes; Mormyridae
Product: solute carrier family 35 member F4
Exons: 7
Coding region: 1-1230 (409 amino acids)
Cellular component (GO): membrane
Source: RefSeq, a predicted model, not a curated record